Molecule: messenger RNA, 1945 nt
Organism: Fusarium redolens
Lineage: Eukaryota; Fungi; Ascomycota; Sordariomycetes; Hypocreales; Nectriaceae
Product: nucleotide-diphospho-sugar transferase
Exons: 5
Coding region: 360-1886 (508 amino acids)
Biological process (GO): protein N-linked glycosylation; cell wall mannoprotein biosynthetic process
Cellular component (GO): membrane; Golgi apparatus
Molecular function (GO): alpha-1,2-mannosyltransferase activity
Source: RefSeq, a predicted model, not a curated record
GACGACGUGCGACGAUACCAUCAAAAUCCACGAGCCACGACAACGAUACCACGACCGUCUUCUGUUCUGCGAUCACGUUUGACAUAAUUAUUUUUUUUUACCUUUUUUAAACUUCUCGGUCCCACCUUGAAGAUCGACCGAACUACCUACGGCUACCGUACGAGUUAAUUGCCCCAUCCACCAAUACCGGUCUCCCUCCCUGGUCUCCUAUUCUUCGACCACGACCACGACCACAUCUACACCUUGAAUCUCGUCUUCGACGGCCGUCGCAGGCGCCACGAUACGGCGCUUUUCAUGUCCUCCAGACUUCGACUGCCAUCAAUCACAAUACCUGCCGCCGUGGUAGGAUCUUUCUCCCCAUGGACCUGAUCAGGAGGGCCACCAAGGUGGCUCCCAGCAAACCUCCUCUACAACUUCCCCUCGACGAGAAGAGGGAUUCCAAACACAACAAGUCGGUCGACUCUCGCAUGGCCUUCUUCCGUCGACCCCUGCGAUUAAAGGGGAACUCUACAAUUUCCGUACCUCUGGGCGUGGUUGUCUUUUUUCCAAUGCUUGUUUUAAUCCUUAUUUUUAUUCUCUUCGUCAGCCAUCCCAGUUCCCCCGGCAGGUUUCUGAUACCAGGGGGUGCUCCCCCCAAGAUGCGGAAAAUCAGCGAAAAGUACGAUAAGGUGUUCGUCGAGGGCUGCGCCCAGCCUGACACCAGCCAACCUCGAGCCAACGCCGCCUUUGUGAUAUUAGCGCGAAACAAGGAGAUCGAUGGUGUUUUGCAAUCUAUAAAAUCAGUUGAGAGACAUUUCAAUCGUUGGUAUCAUUACCCCUAUGUGUUCCUCAACGAUGCAGAUUUCGACGACAACUUCAAGGAGGCUGUUCGAAAUCAUACCUCUGGAGAUGUUGAGUUUGGAAAGGUUGGACCAGAUAUGUGGGGGUUCCCCGAUUGGAUUGACCCCAAAGUUGCUUCAGAGGGUAUCGCCAAGCAGGGCGACGCUGCCGUCAUGUAUGGAGGCUUGGAGAGCUAUCACAAGAUGUGCAGAUUCUACUCUGGUUUCUUCUUCAACCACCCCUUAUUGCUCAAGUAUGAGUGGUACUGGCGAGUCGAACCCGAGAUCAGCUACUUCUGCGACAUCACAUAUGACCCUUUCCAGAAAAUGAUCGAACACAAUAAAACAUACGGCUUCACAAUCGCCGUCAAGGAACUUCGAGAGACUGUUCCCAAUAUCUUCCGAUACGCAUCCGCAUACAAGCGACUUAACAACAUCACAUCGAAAGGCUUGUGGGAAAUGUUCGUUGAGCCACCAGAGGACGAUGAUGAGGAUACUGCUAAGGACAGCGAUACUUCGCCAAAUCCCGAGAAGAGUUUCUGGGAUACCCUCACGGGUAAGAAGGAAAACAUUGUCGACCCUGAGUCAAUGGAGGGAGAGACAUACAACAUGUGCCACUUUUGGUCCAACUUCGAAAUUGCAAAGCUCAGCUGGUUCCGCAGCAAGGAGUACCAGGACUUUUUCGAAAUGAUGGACAGAAGUGGUGGCUUUUGGAUGGAACGAUGGGGCGAUGCUCCGAUUCACUCCCUUGCCGCUGGCGCUCUCCUCGGACCCCAGGAUAUCCAUUACUUCCGAGACUUUGGUUACCGACAUACAACGAUUCAGCAUUGCCCUGCUAAUGCGCCGGGCAAACAGCUCGCACGUGAGCCGUACCUAGAGAAGACAACAUUCCCCGAGUAUAAGAGAUUCGAGGAAGAUGAUUACUGGGAGCAGUGGGACGACGUGCAAGAAGGUGGCAUUGGCUGUCGCUGCAGAUGUGAUACCGAUGUUGUCGAUGUUGAAGGCAAAGAAGGAUCAUGUCUUGCAGAAUGGGUCGACGUUGCUGGCGGCUGGGAACAUCCAUACUAGGCCACUUCAAAACUUGAGCUGUCUUGAGUAUGGAAUCCAACAAACGGAUCAAUAUCGGC